GGUCAAGAAAGAAGAAAAAAGUAAGAAUACCCGAUGUCAUCAGGAGGAACUGUGGAGGCAUAAAAAGAAAGGUCAAGAAAGGAGAAAGUAUUCUUCUGGUUCAACCACACUAAGUAACUAUCUUUUUAUCAAUCAUUGAGCAGUACUGGCAGUCAGGCUGUGGGCAUGGCCAGAGUACAGUAUGCAGUUCUGCUCCUGACUAUAGCUUUAGCAGUGCAGGAGAGUCAUGGGAAACCAAAGGAAGUCAGGUGCAUUUCACAACCACCGUGUUUUGAUCUACUAAUUGUGGAGAGAAUGGCCCAGCGUCUCAGCAAGGAUGUGCUUGGUGCAGACAAUGACAACAUUUUAUUAAAGAGCAAAACCUUUGGUAAAAUUCGUCACAAGAAGUACCUCCAUAGUUGUGUCCUCCAAAAAAUCAUUGAGUUCUUUGAGAAUGUCUUAUCCAGUGUCCAGUAUAUACAAAACGACCAUCUUGACCUGAUAUCCACUUUGGACAGAGUGAGAAAUUGCACAUAUAAAGUGAAGAGAUGUGCCAGGUUGUAUCAGGAGGCUAACCAGCAAGUAGAUUUUGAGAUUGCAGAAGCAGAUAUGAGUGCACAGGAGGUGGCCAUCUUUCAGCUGCAAAAACUUAAACAUGCCAAUCAAAAUUUAAAUGACACAACCAUUCGAGCGACAGCCAUGGAUGAACUGAAAGCUCUUCAUCACUACAUCCCUGGAAGUGCCUUCCGAAAAACUAAUAGCUGAGUAACAUCCCAGUAGGCUCCAGUAUACCCACAGCUUAUGUUUGAUGCAAUACUUAGCCAGGACUAAAAAUCUGUAAUGACUUAGUUCAAUACAAAUAUAUAUUUUAUAGAUUUUUAUGUUUGAAAUUAUAUUUUUACUUUGUGUCAUGCAAAUUUCUGCAACAUUCUGGUUAAGAAUAGAUUAUCAUCUAUUCCUGCUUUUAAGCAACUUUUUUUAUUAUAAUAAAAUAUUUUAUAAAAUUG
Molecule: messenger RNA, 986 nt
Organism: Tachysurus fulvidraco (yellow catfish)
Lineage: Eukaryota; Metazoa; Chordata; Actinopteri; Siluriformes; Bagridae
Exons: 6
Coding region: 166-744 (192 amino acids)
Source: RefSeq, a predicted model, not a curated record